Molecule: messenger RNA, 3085 nt
Organism: Bombus terrestris (buff-tailed bumblebee)
Lineage: Eukaryota; Metazoa; Arthropoda; Insecta; Hymenoptera; Apidae
Product: glucose dehydrogenase [FAD, quinone]-like
Exons: 10
Coding region: 372-2279 (635 amino acids)
Molecular function (GO): oxidoreductase activity, acting on CH-OH group of donors; flavin adenine dinucleotide binding
Source: RefSeq, a predicted model, not a curated record
UUAAACCAUUCUUUUACAGCGUAAAAGGUCAAAGGUAGCACAAUUAGCCGAACAUCGUUAAACGAUUGCGGUUACGGGACAAACCAAACGAACGAGGAAGAUUGACACGCGCGAUAAUCAUCCUCCGUGCAUCGAUAAGAAUCCUCUCGUGCAACUUGCUACAUCACGUGUCGUGGGAAGUACGCAGCAGCGGCGACAAAGAAGACGACGACGAUGAUCUUGACCUUCGUUAAGCGUUGAAUCAGAAAAUCAACCCAUCGAAAAAAAAUCACGGAGAUUUUCCUACGUAGGAGGUGAUUCGCGUGCGCCUUUGCCGUGCCGGGGAAAACUACGACGGGGUGGGAGAUGAAUUAUAAAGAGACGUUCUACGAAUGUCGUACAACGUGUCAGUCUCGGCGGCCUGUCCGGUACCAUAUCUCGGACCAAGCCUCGCGCAGACCUGUCCAGGAUCUCAGUUUCUGACAUUCAUGACCCUUCUGGACACGUUCGUCCGCGCCAAAGAUGAAAUCUCUCACCUCUGCGAACGAGUCAGACCUAUCGAUCCGGCCGAAUACUACUACGAUUUUAUCGUCAUCGGCGGGGGAACAGCCGGUUCCGUUGUGGCAUCUAGGCUCAGUGAUAUACCGGAAUGGAAAGUUUUGCUGCUAGAGGCUGGGCCAGACGAACCACCUGGUACCGAUAUCCCCAGCAUGGUCGCUAUGUUUCUAGGCACCGUGAUCGAUUGGCAGUAUCGAACCGUGAACGAAGCGAACGCCUGUCUUUCGAUGGGAGGAUCUUGUAGCUGGCCACGAGGCAAGAACCUCGGCGGCACGUCAGUUCACAACGGUAUGAUGUAUUCGCGAGGUCACGCCAUGGACUACAACAACUGGGCAGCGAUGGGUAACGAGGGAUGGUCUUGGCAGGAUGUUUUGCCGUAUUUCAUGUGCUCGGAGAAUAACACGGAGAUCAAUCGAGUUGGACGGAAAUACCAUGCAACCGACGGAUUGCUCAACGUCGAGAGGUUUCCUUGGAGGCCCGACAUUUCUAAAGACAUCCUCGCAGCCGCGGUCGAGAGAGGAUACCCGAUCACGGAGGACAUUAACGGUGAUCAGAUCAUCGGGUUCACGACCGCUCAAACGAUGAGCAAGAACGGAGUUCGACAGAGCAGUUCGACCGCUUUUCUCCAACCAAUUCGUUCGAGACGAAACCUUCAGGUCGUUCUGAAUGCCACUGCUACGAAGAUUAUUAUCGAAAACAGGAAGGCAGUCGGUGUUCAAUACUACAAAAAUGGGGAACUUCGCGUGGCAAGAGCCUCGCGUGAGAUAAUCGUCUCUGGCGGGGCUGUCAACUCCCCUCAACUCUUAUUGCUCUCUGGAAUUGGACCAAAGGAGCAUUUGGACGCCGUGAACGUGAGCGUCGUUAAAGAUCUUCCAGGAGUCGGUGAGAAUCUACACAAUCACGUGUCGUACACAGUGUCUUGGACCAUAAAUCAACCAAACGAAUUCGACCUGAAUUGGGCGGCAGCCUUGGAAUACGUCUCUUUCCAAAAAGGGCCCAUGGCGUCCACAGGUUUAUCCCAAUUAACGGGAAUUCUACCUUCGAGCUACACCACUUCCGAUCAUCCUGAUCUUCAGUUCUUUUUCGGUGGGUAUCAAGCAUCGUGCGCCACCACAGGGGAGGUAGGAGCUCUCAUGGAUGGUGGACGUCGUAGCAUAAGCAUAUCGCCGACGAAUACUCAUCCCCGUAGCAAAGGAACUCUUCGGUUAGCUACCAACGAUCCUCUCGCGAAACCCAUAAUCCAUGGAAAUUAUUUGAACGAUCCAUUGGACAUGGCUAUCCUCCUGGAGGGAAUUCAGAUAGCCUUGUCGUUCGGCAACACUACCGCUAUGGCGAAAUAUAAUAUGACGCUUAGUAACCAACCUCUAUCUGCUUGCUCGCAGUAUCUGUUCCUAAGCAACGAUUACUGGAGAUGUGCCAUGCGCCAGGACACAGGUCCGGAGAAUCAUCAGGCAGGCUCCUGUAAAAUGGGUCCAGCCUCAGAUCCGAUGGCCGUUGUAGAUCCGCUAUUGAGAGUACACGGUAUUAAAGGGUUGCGAGUCGCCGACACGUCCAUCAUGCCUCAAGUAACAUCUGGCAACACGGGCGCUCCGGCGAUCAUGAUCGGCGAAAGGGCAGCGGCGUUCAUCAAGAUGGACUGGGGUGUUAAGCCGACACAAUGUUCCCGUUCCACGAUCGACAACUCGUUGGAUCUGUUGCUUUGGGGGAUCAAAUACAUCGACUGGGACCAGCCUAUCUGGUAGUCAAGAUCCUCGAUCGAUCUAGUCCAUGAUUUAGCGGGUUUCUUUCUGCAAAAGGAAUUACAGUGCAGCGCUGUGCCGUGUCGUCGAGGUGCCGGCGCAAUGUCACCAAAGAGACGACGCUAAAGGACGCGGAGUGCCGGCCUUUCUCCUCGAGUCGCUGCGAUCCAGUCGAUCGAAGCUGUGGAACGGAGAAUCGACGAACACUGGCACUAGCUAAUUCAACUAUCGCGGAUCUUGUUAUUACUUUUACAUUCUCCGUUCUUUCCUACGACUACUUGUUCCUGUACUUGUUCUUUCCAUUUUCGCAUUACGAUGUUAAGCACCUAUCCGAAUUCGUUUAACGUGAAUUUUCACUUCUUCCACGCGUUCUAUUCGUAGAUAAGCAUCGGUUACGGAUUUUCGAGAUUUUAUCGGAUCGACGUUCAGGGUGAAUGUAUUUAUCCAAAUAACCUGCGUUAUCUGGAUCGAUACGAAGGUAAAUCGAAACAGUCUUACUAUCGUCUUUCGCGAUUAAGUAUUAUACGUACGUACGUACGUACGUACGUGAAUACAUACGUCGCGCACAAUUAUAAUACCUUUCACGCGUAUGCUUUCCUAUUAACUAUAUUAAACUGAAAUGGCCUUAAAGCAAAAGAUUCCUCGCGUUUACGAGUGUUGCCAGUCGCACAGUCGUUUAUUUCAUUGUACCAACGUCGAAAUAGAAACAUACCAAAGAGAUGUAAAUCGCUGUUACCGAAUUAAUGUCAAGUCAAUUGUACCAACAAUUAGUUGUCUGAAUAAUAAUUUUAAUUUGUUUUCUUUCUGCA